AUGAAGUGGUACUGGCCAGGUAAAUCUCCGGAAUGGGCAGACGAAGCCGAUGAAGAUGGCGAUAUCAGGAUGUUCAAGAUGGACAUCCUGGAAAAGGCCUUCCCAAGCCAUGACGGCGCUUCCGAUCCCGCCUUAAGAGACAAUCCCAGGCUCCGCCGUCUGGCCGUGAGCAGGAUCGACAAUCGCAACGAGGCAAGAGCCAACCACUGGAGAAUCCGGCAGCCGAGAUUAUAUCCACAGAAGAGGAGGAAAAGCUAG
Molecule: messenger RNA, 258 nt
Organism: Linum tenue
Lineage: Eukaryota; Viridiplantae; Streptophyta; Magnoliopsida; Malpighiales; Linaceae
Source: the annotation of a GenBank genome assembly